AAACAGAGAACGCGAGCGGUGCUAAGCUCUUUGUGAUGGCGGGCACGGGCUUGGUGGCUGGAGAAGUUGUGGUGGACGCGCUGCCGUAUUUUGAUCAAGGUUACGAAGCGCCUGGUGUGAGGGAAGCGGCUGCGGCGCUGGUGGAGGAGGAAACCCGCAGGUAUCGACCAACUAAAAACUACCUGAGCUACCUGACAGCCCCAGAUUAUUCUGCUUUUGAAACUGACAUAAUGAGAAAUGAAUUUGAAAGACUGGCUGCUCGACAACCAAUUGAAUUGCUCAGUAUGAAACGAUAUGAGCUUCCAGCUCCUUCCUCAGGUCAGAAAAAUGACAUUACUGCAUGGCAAGAAUGUGUAAACAAUUCUAUGGCCCAGUUAGAGCAUCAAGCAGUUCGAAUUGAGAAUCUGGAACUAAUGUCACAGCAUGGAUGUAAUGCCUGGAAAGUAUAUAAUGAAAAUCUAGUUCAUAUGAUUGAACAUGCACAGAAAGAGCUUCAGAAGUUAAGAAAACAUAUUCAAGAUUUAAACUGGCAGCGAAAGAACAUGCAACUCACAGCUGGAUCUAAAUUGAGAGAAAUGGAGUCAAAGUGA
Molecule: messenger RNA, 590 nt
Organism: Propithecus coquereli (Coquerel's sifaka)
Lineage: Eukaryota; Metazoa; Chordata; Mammalia; Primates; Indriidae
Product: pre-mRNA-splicing factor SPF27
Exons: 6
Coding region: 36-590 (184 amino acids)
Biological process (GO): mRNA processing
Cellular component (GO): precatalytic spliceosome; catalytic step 2 spliceosome; Prp19 complex
Source: RefSeq, a predicted model, not a curated record